Musa acuminata subsp. malaccensis (wild Malaysian banana) is the source of this 1360-nucleotide messenger RNA. RefSeq lists its product as uncharacterized. The record is from RefSeq and is a predicted model, not a curated record. Gene Ontology annotation, cellular component: mitochondrion. NCBI's taxonomy places the organism in Eukaryota, Viridiplantae, Streptophyta, Magnoliopsida, Zingiberales, Musaceae. Gene Ontology annotation, biological process: mitochondrial proton-transporting ATP synthase complex assembly.
AUUAAUGUCCGUCUCGACGACGACCGAAACGCCGCUCAAAGAAACCCUAGUUUCCUCUGGAUCGGAGUCGUCGAGACUCUCACCAGGCACUGAUCGACGAUGACUUCCCUGUUGAGUCGAUUGUUGAGGUCCCUCAACCCUCUGUUCGCCAUCCGGCGACCUCCGACCUCUGCCCCCGCCCACCGCUGCCUUGCCACCGCCGCCGCCUCUUCGAACGCAGAUGAUUCGGCUGCCGCGGCGGAGAUGGACGAGACUAUCUACGUGAAGCGGCCGGGAUCGACGGCGGCCACCCGGGACCAGACGUCGGUGACAAUGCCUAUGUCGUUCAUGACGGGGUCCAUCGUCGGAAAGCGCUUCUACAAAGAGGUCACCACCCGCAUGGCCGAUGACGGGAACGGGUGGACGGUGAUGCUCGAUUACAGGACCCUCAAGACCCCCUCCAAGAGGCCGCUCAAGCUCCAGAGCCUUGCGCUUGCCAAAGCCAUUGCCGCCGAGUGGGACUGCCAGCAAACAGAUGGAAUCCGACCUUUCACAAUGCCACUCAUGAAGCUUGCAUGCACUGCACUGGAAAGGGUUCCACUUACUCGUGCAAAGAUUUUUGAAAAUUUGAUGUCAAAGUUUCAUCAAGAUUUGGUUUUUUGCCGAUCCCCAAGUGACAGUGAUUUGACAAUAGGAGUCCAUGAAAGACAAAAGGAAAAAAUAGACCCUAUUCUGGAUUGGGUGCAAUCAGAAUUCGGCUUUAAACCGGUAGUGUAUACCAGCUUUUUUGGGGGCAAGCAGGAUGAUUGUCUUGCUAAGGCUAUUGAACACGUUCUGAAGGAAACAAAUGACUUUGAAUUAACUGCAAUUGAUGCUAUGGCUGCCUCGGCACAUUCUUUGGUUAUUCCUCUUGGAAUUUUUCGUGGGAGGUUAGGAAUUGAGGAAGCCAUCGAGUUGAUAAGGCUAGAAGAGGAUUUACAGGUAGACAAAUGGGGCCUGGUUGAAGGAGGCCAUGAUGUUGAUAUUGCUGAUCUCAAGGUGCAAAUCUCAUCUGCCACUGUGCUUCUUGGGCUUUCAAAGUUGACGUGAUUAUGCUCCAAUAUCUAGUGUUAUACAGCCCCUCAUCCAUCUGGCAAUGUGAAAGAGCUUCUGCAAACUUUGAGUUACCUUUUUUUUCCUUCUGCCCAGAAAUCACCUUGUAAUGUAUAAUGUGCUUGUUGCUGCGUCAACAAGCAGACCAGUUUGAUUGCACUAUCAAAUAACCUGUUUCCUUGGUAUCUCGAACUGGUGCCAAACCAUCUGAUUUGGCUGUUUGAGAGAUUCUGACAUUCUUGUAUCAAAUGUGUUUGAAUGUCGAUGAUUUUUGUUCUAUUUUGAAUCA